GGACACUAUUAAACUCGAACUACCAUCUCGCAGAAGACUCAUUUAGGCAAUAUGGUGAGCUGUGCUUAAAAAAGCAAAUGAAGCAUAAGCGCUAGCCUCGCACCCGAUAUCUCGGCUACCAGUGUAUGAAAGGUAUUUAAGAGCAGUCGGUAUUCGCUGAAGCAAUCCAGUGCUCACUGACAAGCCCACUACUUCGUAUCUUGUCUACUGUUGUCUUGAUUGGGACCUAAAUCCCAAUAGACGCCACCAUGACAUUCGACGUCGACGCCAUCAAAUCCAAAUGGCAGCAAGACCCUGACGCAGCGCAGCGCAGCGCUACAAAUGGGCGGAGAAUGCUACGCGGCCCUUCGCCAGGAUAAUGGUCCAGCUCACCGAGCAACUGAGUACGCUGAAGAUUACGCCCGUUGAGAUCUUCGACCUGGCCUGCGGCACUGGCGCCGUCGAGGCCGAAAUCUACGCUUCUGUGCCAAAAAACUCCUGGACCGAUCUCAAGAUCCUGACGGGCGAUGUGAGUCGGGCUAUGCUGGAUUACCUCAAACAGCGGGGCGAGGAGGCGGGGUGGAGUGCCCUGACGACGAAGAUCGUAGACGGGAGUAAGCUGGAUGAAAGCGGCGUAGGCAAUUCCUUCACGCACAUCUUCGUCGGCCUUGAAAUCUUCGUCUUGCCCCCCGACACGAUCAGGCAGCUAGUGGCGAAGCUGGCGCCGGGUGGUACGCUGGUGGUCACUACGUGGGCGUACCUCCCGUGGUUCAGUCUGCUUGCCAAAACCUCCGCGAGGAUGAAUGACGGGCCCUCUCUGCCGACUGAAGAGCACCUGUGGAAGGCCUUGACGGAUGGACGGCCGUGGCUUGAUGCUGCCUUUGUGAAGGAGCAGCUGGAAGAGGCAGGAUUGUAGAAGGUGGAGGUUGUGCAGAAGAAAAUGAAGAUUGACUGCGGAAUGCCGGACACGUUUACGACGGCGAUGGGAUUCGUGUUGGGACUGCUGAGUGCGGAGUGGCCAGAGGAGAAGAGGGACAAGUGGUUUAAGGGGAUUGGGGAUACGACGAAGGCGAUUUUGAUCGAGGAGGUGAGCGGUCCGCAUCAGCAUGUGUUCAUGGAAUUCGAGGGGAUUGUCGGCGUGGGGCUGAAGGGGUAGCGGAAAGCAUGAGCAGCUCUGCAGAGCAUAUCUGAUUUAC
Didymella exigua CBS 183.55 is the source of this 1175-nucleotide messenger RNA. RefSeq lists its product as uncharacterized. The transcript has a single exon. The record is from RefSeq and is a predicted model, not a curated record. NCBI's taxonomy places the organism in Eukaryota, Fungi, Ascomycota, Dothideomycetes, Pleosporales, Didymellaceae. The coding region runs from base 359 to 895 and encodes 178 amino acids.